Molecule: messenger RNA, 814 nt
Organism: Capsicum annuum
Lineage: Eukaryota; Viridiplantae; Streptophyta; Magnoliopsida; Solanales; Solanaceae
Exons: 2
Coding region: 59-583 (174 amino acids)
Molecular function (GO): electron transfer activity
Source: RefSeq, a predicted model, not a curated record
UCUGAUCUUCUAUCUUCAUCAGUUCAUUGGCAAAUCAAAGCUAAUUAUUCUCGGAAAAAUGGCUUUGGCAAAUGGACAGGCAUUUUUGUUACUUUUAGUUUUCUCACUCAUGUUUGGUGUUAGUGUGGCCAACUUUAACUACGGACCUUGGGGUCCAGGAAACUGGAACAAAACCAAUUGUCCCAAUGGUAAUAAUCACCCAAAUGCUACUCAAACCUCAAAUAAAUUCAACGUUGGUGGUUCAGAAAAUUGGCAUUAUGGCUUCGAUUACAUGGAUUGGGCUCAUAAGAAUGGCCCUUUCUUUGUCAAUGACACAUUAGUUUUCAAGUAUGAUCAGCCAAGUUCGAACGGUGGAUUUCUGCACAGUGUAUACUUAUUACCAAACUAUUGGAGCUUCAUCAAGUGUGACUUCAGAAGGGCUAAGAGGAUAGCUGAUCCAAACCAGGGUGCAGGGGAAGGAUUCGAGUUUGUGCUGAAGAAAACGCAGCCUUACUUUUUUGCUUGUGGAGAGCAUGGAGGCAUUCAUUGCAACAAUGGUACCAUGAAGUUUGUUGUCAUGCCGCUCAAACGUUGGCCUUACUGACUUGUUGCUUCAAACUUGAUAGAGAAUUAUAUUCCAACGCAAAACAUGAUACUAGUAUUUUUUAUUUUUUUUUCCAUAUUACUUUGUUUGGAACAAAUAACGAGUGGUAAUGUUGAGUAGACUUAAUUAUUAUUAUUUAUUAGAUAUUGAAAUUUUAGUUUUGUUCUGUGAAGAUUGGAGUUUUGACUAUAAAAGGAUUGAUAAUGAGAUAUAUAUGUAAUUAUUUCCGGA